This is a messenger RNA of Blepharisma stoltei, 1556 nucleotides long. Lineage: Eukaryota; Ciliophora; Heterotrichea; Heterotrichida; Blepharismidae. The record is from the annotation of a GenBank genome assembly.
AUGCUUCUUGACCUUAUUUUGCUAGUGCACGAUUCGGAGAUGCAUAUAUUCAGAGUUUUGCUUUCAAGAUUGUACAAAUUUAAGCCUCUUUUUAGAAAAGCACCAAAAAACCUGCACCAUCUGAAUUCCAUGAAACCCUGAAACUAUCUUACCCCAAUACUGUCUGAACUUACGCUUUCGGAACACGAUUGAGAGAUCCAUAUUUUCAGAGCUUUUUUAAAAUAUAAGAACCCAUAUGCUACAUUUUCCCCCAAAAAGCACCCAAAGCCAAGCCACAGCAGUUUCUAUGAAACUCUUGAGCUCGUCUACAUUAAAUUAAUUUUUAUUAUUGACUCAUAUUUUUAUUUAAUGAAGUACAUUGGUGCAACUCAUUAUAAAACUGGAUACCAGCUCUAUUAUGCUCAUAGACUAGCAGAUCUAAAAACCAAGCCAGAUUUCAUAUUUGAAAUAAGUGAAUUUUUUAAGCUUGCAGGUGCUGGAUGAAGGAAUCUGCCCAAAGAGGAGAAAGAGGUGUGGAUUUCAAGAGCAGAAGAGGAGAAAAAAGAAAAUUCGAAGAGGGAGCCAGCUUUCAUUGCAAUUCCAUCAAAAAAUAAACAUUCUGAAAGUGCAGAAUCCUGUUCAUCAAGCGAAAGCUAUGGUGAGAAAAAACAUAAAAGGAAGAGAGAUAAGCAAAAGGACAAAAAUAAGUCUAAAUCUGAUAAAAAAUUCAGGAAAAGCCACAUAAGCAAAAACGAGUCUGAAUCAUCUGAAAGCGAUAAAAGUGGCACAGAGAGCGAUCAUAGCUCUGGCAGAAAGAAGCAGAAAAAUAUCAGAUUAAAUAAGCACUUCAGAUUUCAAUAAUAAUAAGCUCGUCUAAAUUAAGUUUAUCAAGGGAUUGCGAGACUUAGCUGCAAACAUGAAGCUAACCUAGCUAAAAAAGAGACAUAGCUGCUAAUUUAGCAGCUGAGCUGUCAAAAACCUAUAAAAAAUUUCAAUUGGCCAGUUAAAAAUUAAUGGUCUGCAGCUAAAAAGGCCUAUUAAAAAUUAAUGACGGCUAGCCACUUAAAGUUGCAAAACAAGCGGCAUAGUUGCAAAAACCAAAAAUGUUAGGCGGCUUAGCUGACAAAUUUUGAAAAACAGUUUUUUUCUAAUUUUCAGGAAGCCAAACCCCACACCUCUAACUCACGGGUAGCAAGUGCAAGCCCUCAUCAGUCGGGAGCAACACAGUUAGAGGCCGUGCUCAGACUAGCAAGCAAGCAGUGGAGCAUUAUGGAGGUGAAAAAGACUUGACCUUGAGCCUACUAGGAGCUUUUCGAUACUCUUAAUUAAGUUUAAAUUUAUUUUCACCUAUAAAAGUUUCCUAUUGAACAAAAAAAACUAUUCCAAUUUAAAUAGGGGUUAAAGCACUAAAAAAUGGUAAUUUUACCGAUAUUUUAUUAAAAUUUAAAGGGGAAGUAAACAUAAUAUAUGCCGUCCUCUUAUUUAUCUUUAGCAUUGUAUUCCAAGUAAAUGCAAGCUAUUUAAAUUACUCGAUUAUAAAUUCUCUAUAUUUCAUCAAUUAUUUAUUUUUAUAAUAA